Molecule: messenger RNA, 1850 nt
Organism: Telopea speciosissima
Lineage: Eukaryota; Viridiplantae; Streptophyta; Magnoliopsida; Proteales; Proteaceae
Product: probable protein phosphatase 2C 5
Exons: 8
Coding region: 235-1518 (427 amino acids)
Biological process (GO): protein dephosphorylation
Molecular function (GO): protein serine/threonine phosphatase activity
Source: RefSeq, a predicted model, not a curated record
AGUGCUUCAAUCUCUUCUUCUCUGAUACGAAAUCCUCAUCGAUUGCGACUUGCGAGAGGACUGUAGUGUUUCCCAUUAUUGUACAUAGGGAAAUUUUCGAUCAGUUGAUUCACACUUAUGAUUUUGCUCGGGUUAAAAUGACAAAAUUGUGUGAAUGGCCCUUACGAUAUUCAUUUUGAAUGUAUUAGGGGUUUCCGUAUGAAGGUGUUAGAGAUGUCUGAAACAUAGAUUGAUAUGAGCCUGACCGAAGUUUCAGUGAUGAAAUCUCCCUUGGUUCCACUCGCCACCUUGAUGGGUCGCGAGCUUAGGAACGAGAAGGUUGAGAAACCUUCCAUCAAAUAUGGACAGGCUGCUCUAGCCAAGAAAGGAGAGGAUUACUUUCUUAUAAGACCAGAUUGUCAGAGGAUUCCGGGGAAUCCAGCGUCGUCCUUCUCAGUAUUUGCGAUCUUUGAUGGGCACAAUGGCAUCUCAGCUGCUAUAUACGCCAAGGAGAAUCUGCUAAAUAAUGUUAUGAGUGCAAUCCCGCAAGGCAUUGGUAGGGAAGAGUGGCUUCAAUCCCUCCCUCGGGCAUUAGUUGCGGCUUUUGUGAAGACUGACAUAGAGUUUCAAAGGAGAGGAGAAACAUCUGGUACAACAGUUACCCUAGUUGUGAUUGACGGAUGGACAGUGACAGUUGCAUCUGUAGGGGAUUCACGAUGCAUAUUGGAUACACAUGGGGGUGUGGUUUCUAUUUUGACCGUUGAUCACAGGCUAGAAGAGAAUUCUGAAGAAAGGGAGCGUGUGACUGCAAGUGGUGGUGAAGUGGGAAGACUUAAUGUUUAUGGAAGUACACAGGUGGGUCCCCUUCGCUGCUGGCCUGGAGGAUUAUGCCUUUCAAGGUCAAUUGGUGAUAUGGAUGUUGGGGAAUUCAUUGUUCCUAUACCAUACGUUAAGCAAGUUAAGCUUUCGAAUGCUGGGGGAAGGUUAAUUAUUGCUUCUGAUGGAAUCUGGGAUGCUUUGUCAUCUGAGAUGGCUGCAAAAUCAUGCCGGGGUUUGCCUGCUGAGCUUGCUGCAAAGCUUGUUGUGAAGGAAGCUCUGAGGUCAAGAGGUCUAAAAGAUGAUACAACCUGCCUAGUUGUUGACAUCAUUCCACCUGAACAUUCUGUUCUGCCACCAACUCCAAAGAAGAAACAGAAUAAACUCAGUUCGAUUAUCUUUGGGAAAAGAUCUCUGAAUUCUUUCAGUAGAUCAACUAGCAAGCGUUCCUCUGUUGGGGUUGUGGAGGAGCUGUUUGAAGAGGGUUCUGCAAUACUUGCAGAAAGGUUGGGUAAGGAUUUUCCCAAGACAAACUCAGGGAUAUUCAGGUGUGCAGUGUGCCAAGUGGAUCAACCGCCAAGUGAUGGUUUGUCUGUUAAUUCCGGAUCUUUCUUCUCACCUGGAUCACAGCCUUGGCAAGGUCCAUUCCUUUGCACAAACUGUCGGAUGAAGAAGGAUGCCAUGGAAGGAAAACGGCCAAACUCAACUAAAGUGACCACAUAGUUGAUUUUCUGGUAAAUUGCAUAGUAUAUGUUUAUAGUUAUUUGUCUUCAGUAGUGUGAUCUUAUUCAUUGGGAAAACACUUUUUUAGAUUUGAGAGCUCAUUACUGAGGAAGGGUUGAUUUGAGUUAUAUUCUUGGUGGUGAUUUUUAUGUCCCUGUAAGAAGGAAUAGAUUAUGUAGGUCCUGUGAAGAAAGUAGGGUGUGUUGAUUCUGGUCUGUGUCUGAUUGGAGACUAGCCAUAAAAACGUACUGUUCGUAUAUAUGAUUCUGAUAGGGUGCUAACAGCUUGAAUUUGUAUGUAACAUUUGUGAUGGCGACAUAUUUCUUAGUGCA